Molecule: messenger RNA, 3299 nt
Organism: Caenorhabditis sp. 36 PRJEB53466
Lineage: Eukaryota; Metazoa; Nematoda; Chromadorea; Rhabditida; Rhabditidae
Source: the annotation of a GenBank genome assembly
AUGAAGCCGGCCGUCUGGCUGUUGCUGUUCUGCACUUUUCUCAAUUACUCUGAAGGUAGUAAGUGUACUUUCUUUAUUCGGAAACAUAUUAUUAGUGUGAAUAGUAACUACUGUUCAAUGAGUUCUGAAAUGUGAUAGUUUAGUUCAAUAGAGAUUCUAGCAAAAGGGAUCUUUGACAGUUCUCGUGAUAAGUUCACGGGAUACUGUAGUUGUGAUAAAGAGACAGUGAGAGUGAUAGAUGUCAAGACGGAGAUAAGGAAUCAAACAAUUAGUCUGCCGGUUACCGUAAUCCGUUCCUUCAGGAAGAUCCAAUGGAGAACCAAUCGGUGAAAAGGAUCUGGACAAAGUUCGACUCGAUCAGAAAGGAUUCGAAAAGGUAUUCACCGAAAGGAGAAAGAGUCGCAACGACAGUUUUCAGAUAAAAACGAUCCACACAAACUGGUACGUGCAUUCGCUGAAAGCACUGAUUGCCCAGCUGUCCCGAAAUCUUCUGCCGAGACUUUCCGACGGUAUUUACGCAUUCGCACUUCGAUCUCGAUUCAUUUGAAUUCUUUUCAGAAACCAAGAGUGAGUUUAUGGAGUGUCUUUCGAAAGUUCACGACAAAAAAGAUCUUGUCGAAUCGUCGAAAUGCGUGAUGCAGGCUCGUGAGAAGUACGAUGUCGAGAAGAAGUGGCUGCCAAAAAGGUAAGAAAUAUGCUGGCUUGGCCGGCGCGCUUGGCGGGCGCGCUUGGCCGGCGCAGGCGGGAGCGCUGUUUGGUUUCCGUACGUGCCGUGCGAUGAAUGUUUGGAUAAGUUUCGGCUGAUUCUGAUUGAUGACACAUUGAAUAUGCUGAGCACUUCACUUUUUAACUUUUCUUGCAGAACGAAGACGAGAAUUGAAUCCCCUCGCAAAGAGAGGAAGAAGAUCAGCUUAAAACGGAUGGAAAUCAAAAAACAACUUCAAAAAGAGUUUCCCGAAUUCACGAGAGAAAUCACGACGGACAAAGUGGCACUGUGGGAAGUGAAGAAGAAGAAGCACAGAACAGUCGAGAAGUGGAAUUCGCAGAAGAAGGCGCUCCUGGAGAAGAAGAGAAAGUCUCUGGAAAAAGCAAAGAUUCUGAGGAACGCCUACCGGGAAGUGAUGGGAAACCAGGAAGCGGUCAGCGAGAGGAUGAGGGAAUGGAAGAACGAGAAGAAGAUGGAACUUCUGAAGAAGAGAGUGAAUGAAAAGAAGGAAGAUCUGAUAGCCGAGUUCAAGAAAAAGUGGAGGAGCAAGAGACUCGGAAAGUCUGAGCAGAACGGUGGAUGGGCGAAAAGAACGAAGAGAAGUUUGCGAAGACUCGUGGUGGAUUCGGUCUCGAAGAGCGAUUCGGAUGGCUUCUUCGUGAAGACAAUGGACAGAAUGCCGGCGCUGAAAACGAAAACAAAGUCACCAGUGGAGAGAGUGACCGGAUUGCUCAGGGCAUUUUUCACGAAUCAGACCGCAGAGUGAGUUCGAUUUCGUUUUCUGAAGCACCUACCGAUUCUUUUGCAGAGAUCCCACGUGGACAGACACCUACAAAGCGCUGAUCAAUUUGAAAAGGAAAAUGGACGAAAAGGAAAAGGAGUCGGGGGCUCGUGUCUACAAUCAAAGGAUGUACGAUCUGGUGUUGGACCUGCCAGGGACCGAUGAUUUUGGAGUGUUUGAGAAGGUAAGCGAGCAUAUCCGAUUGGAAUGAGAAUGAGCGGAUCGAACUUCAGAAGAAGAUGCCGAGUAUGGUGAGCCAAGCGUUUGAUCUGAUGAAUGCGCUCGAACGGAACAGCAAGCGGAAGGGCGACUCGAACAUCAAGAUACUCAGGUACUCAGGGGCCCAUUUACUUCUCGCUCCAACUGGUAGCCCCGCCCCCUCGCUCGUUCGAUCUCUGCAUUUUUGAUUGUUUCAUCUCGCCGCCGCGCCACGAGUGAUUUGCAAGACAAAUCGGAGAUAAUCGAAGACAAAAGAGAGGGCAAAGGUGUAAUGUUAUGAUAAGCGAACGGCAGGGCACCAGCGUGAUAUGAGGCAAAAUGCAGGUUUUGACACCUUUCACUUUUCGAUGAUGGUGGUGUUUGGGAGACGAACACGGCGCUUUUGAUACAUUUUGGAGUGGUUCGGGGGAUCAGCAGAGAUAUGAGGAAUUUAGAUUGUUAGAAGAAUUAGGGAAGAAUGUCAGCGCUCACAGUUACUAAGAUCUCUACAAAAUACUCUUCCAGUCCCGCUUCGCUGCGGUGAUGCCCGACAAAAACGAGAAUCGCGGGAAGCUGUCGCCGUCGAUCCUUUCGUUCUACAACGACGAGUCGGAAGAUCAGAUACUUCCAUUGCCGAAGGUGAGAAGUUCAAAAGAUUGACAUCACAUUAUCACCGUAUCCUCAUGAUCAUCUUUUCCAUCAUGUUAACAUCCAUUACAUCCUUCAUUCAGAUGCUGGAUGCGACUGGAAUGCGGGGAAAAGACCGAGACAGCAUAAUCGAGUUGGUGAUGGAAGUGUCCGGAGUGAAGGGAAUCGUGCAUGAUGCGAUGAAGAUGCUCAAGUCGACCGACAUGCCGGAGCUCGAUUUCGCCAUCAACGACAAUGCGAAGAAAUCGCUUCAGAUGGUGCAGGACAUUCAGAAGUCGUACAAUCGGAAGCAGAAGAAGGAAAUGAGAAACACCGGAUUCACUCUGCUCGAUCCGAAACAAAUGGAAAAACUAAUGACAGAGCAAGGAAUCGGCGGCAGAGAUGACAUUUUCAAUCUGAAAGAGUACGCAAUGAUGACGAUGUUGGAGAGGAAAGAGAUGGUGUGGGAUAUGGUCAGAAGCAUUGCGUACGGAGUUACCGGAAUGGUUAGUCGAGGGGAAUUCAAAUAGAAUGGAACAUCAUUUCAGAAAGUGAAUGCCAACUCGACAAUGAGUCGUGUGAAGCGUCAGUCUUCCGUCUGGGGACCUCAUAUUCUGAACCCAACAGUCUUGUCGCCCAUCCUGUUCACUCCGAUCUACGGUCUCAAUGUGCUCGGCCCAACUGUGAGUUCCUUCCAACGCCGUCCCCCCGAUCGAAACCGAUUCCUUCCAGGUGCUCUCUCCCGGUCUCUUCACCCCGCUGAUCCUGAAUCCAGCCGUCCUCUCGCCGUACGUCUUCUCGCCCACCGUCGUCAUUCCCUUCAUCCUCUCCCCAUACGUCCUCUCCCCUUACGUGUUCUCCCCGCUUAUCAUGGCUCCAUUCAUCCUCAACCCCUACGUCCUUUCGCCCAACGUCUUCAACCCUACGUGCUCUCCCCUCUGGUACUUUCUCCUCUGGUUCUCUGUCCUGACGUGGUCUCCCCAAUGA